AGCAAUGAAAUGGAGGAACUGUGGAUCAUCUCCAUCUAAUCAAUGGUUUGAUGGUGGUGAUGGAGAAUUGUAGUUCCCCAACCAUGCUGUAGGAGUUGAGAAUUUAAAGGACAGGAGAGACGGCUAUAAUUUUGUAAAGUAGGCAGCUCCUUUUUCUCCCUAUGUUUUCAUGGAGGAGCCUCCUGAAUGCAAGUAGGAGAAUGUCAUGCCUCGUCCUUAGCUUCUCUCCUCCUCUUCCUGCAACUCCUGCUCUUUCUCAAUACUCUUCUGUCCUCCCUCUCUCUCCUUCCCAAUUGGGUUUUGCUUCUGCGUCCAAUUUCGGUUCUUGGGUUCGAAGUCGAGGCUUCUGUCACUGGUCCAGUGGGGUGGGAGCCAUGGGUGACCGGGGUGCCGCCACUUCGGAGCACUUGAAGGAUCCUGACCGCAUAUCGUAUCUAUCGCAGAAAGAUGCGGCUGAGAUCGAUGAGAUUCUCAUGGGACCACUCGGGUUUAGUGUUGAUCAAUUGAUGGAAUUGGCUGGCUUAAGUGUGGCAUCGGCUAUAGCAGAGGUCUAUAGACCCAGUGAGUAUAGCUGUGUCCUUGUUAUCUGUGGUCCCGGAAAUAAUGGUGGUGAUGGUCUCGUGGCUGCCAGACAUUUAUAUCAUUUUGGUUACAAGCCAUUUAUAUGUUAUCCAAAGCGCACAAACAAGCCGCUUUACUCUGGUUUGGUUACACAGCUGGAAUCAUUAUCAAUACCAUUCUUGUUGGCAGAAGACCUGCCUUCGAACUUAUCAAAUGAUUUUGACAUUAUCAUAGAUGCAAUGUUCGGUUUCUCUUUUCAUGGAACACCAAGGCCACCUUUUGAUGCGCUCAUUCAGCGGUUGGUUGCUUUGCAAAUCUCUGAAAAUAAUUAUGAGGGGCGACCAGUAAUUGCAUCAGUCGAUAUCCCCAGUGGGUGGCAUGUUGAAGAUGGGAACAUUGAUGGAACAGGGAUUAAACCUGACAUGCUGGUAUCAUUAACUGCUCCAAAGCUGUGUGCCAAAAAGUUUUGUGGUCCUCAUCACUUUUUGGGUGGCAGAUUCAUCCCACCAUCAAUUGCAGAUAAGUAUAUACUUCAGCUUCCACCAUACCCUGGCACUUCCAUGUGUGUUCGUAUUGGGAAGCCCCCGGCAAUUGACAUUGCAGCACUAAGAGAGAACUAUAUAUCACCAGAGUUUUUGGAGGGGGAGGUAAAGGGUGAUCCGGUACGGCAGUUUGCUAAAUGGUUUGAGGAUGCUGUGGCUGCUAAUGUCCACGAGCCAAAUGCUAUGGCCCUAUCAACUGCUAACAAGAGUGGGAAACCAUCCUCACGGAUGGUGUUGCUAAAAGGAUUUGAUGACCAUGGUUUUGUGUGGUACACAAAUUAUAGAAGUCGGAAGUCGCGAGAACUAUUUGAGAAUCCUCAAGCAUCCCUUCUUUUCUUUUGGGAGCCUUUGAACCGCCAGGUAAGAGUAGAGGGAACCGUGGAGAAAGUUUCAGAUGAGGAAUCGGACAAAUACUUCCAUAGUCGUCCUCGAGGAAGUCAGAUUGGGGCGAUGGUUAGCGAGCAGAGCUCUAUAAUACCUCGAAGGGAUGUGCUCCACCAAGCGUACAAAGAAUUGGAGAUCAAAUUUGCUGAUGGAAGUGUGAUCCCAAGGCCCAAACACUGGGGUGGUUUCCGGCUAAAGCCAACAUCUUUUGAAUUUUGGCAAGGACAAACUUCCAGGCUGCAUGAUAGGUUGCUCUACUCUCCUGUGGAGGUCGAUGGAAAGCGAGUGUGGCGUGUAGAUCGCUUGGCCCCAUGACUAAGGGUUUCAAUCUCUGCUCUAUAAAGUUGACAUUGAAUAAUAAAGUUUAAUUUCUAUGUAUCUUCUAGUUUAAGAAAAUAAGACUUGUCACUCUCACUGACCAUGUCAUGUGUUGAUAGGAUCACCAUUCUUGUUAAUAUUUCCUUUUUCUAUUCUGAUUAGAUUACCAUUCUUCUUUUUAAUC
Molecule: messenger RNA, 1989 nt
Organism: Amborella trichopoda
Lineage: Eukaryota; Viridiplantae; Streptophyta; Magnoliopsida; Amborellales; Amborellaceae
Product: pyridoxin (pyrodoxamine) 5'-phosphate oxidase
Biological process (GO): pyridoxine biosynthetic process
Molecular function (GO): FMN binding; pyridoxamine phosphate oxidase activity
Source: RefSeq, a predicted model, not a curated record